This is a messenger RNA of Tinamus guttatus (white-throated tinamou), 2664 nucleotides long. RefSeq names its product toll-like receptor 2. Gene Ontology annotation, molecular function: protein binding; transmembrane signaling receptor activity; triacyl lipopeptide binding. Gene Ontology annotation, biological process: toll-like receptor signaling pathway; inflammatory response; immune response. Lineage: Eukaryota; Metazoa; Chordata; Aves; Tinamiformes; Tinamidae. Gene Ontology annotation, cellular component: signaling receptor complex; plasma membrane. The record is from RefSeq and is a predicted model, not a curated record.
AUGAGGAUCCUUAUUGUUGGAAGACUUCAUUUCUACCUCAUUUCUCUUUUAUUCAGUAUUUUAUUCAGUACAGCAAAUGGACUUCUAACUUGGAGAUCAUCUAGAAUGUUUUUUCAGUUUUAUGACUAUUCUUAUUCCAACUUCUCUUCUGUAUCAGAAGCCCAAGCUCCCCAAACCGCAAGAGUUCUCAAUUUAUCACAUAACAUGAUUGAAAAUAUAACCAAAAGAGACUUUGAAGGUUUUGAUGCACUGGAAGUUUUAGACCUUGCCUACAACCAGCUUAAGUAUGUUGAACCUGGUGUGUUUGAGAAUUUACUCAACCUUGUUUCUGUCAAUUUUUCAUUUAAUGAUAAGCAACUUGAUGUACUGGGUCUUGCAUCUCGUCUAAAACUACUACCAACUAAUGAAGCCUCCAGGAUUUUACAGCUUUCCAAAUACUUUGAAAUAUCAUCAGAGCCUGCUCAGGAGUCUCCUGUGUCUGCCCAAGAACUGCAACGUUCUGAAGGUCCAGCUGAUCAGCUACCUGUUAAUGCGAGGGUCAGACGGAGUAAUGGGGAUUCCCAGAGAGCCGAGAAAAAUGUAACAGUCUCUCCAAUAGCUGGACUAAUGACCAACGUCUGUGGAACACCAAUAAAUGGAAUACUCGAUCUGUCAGAGAGGAAACUGUCUGAGGAAGAAUUGCAGGAAAAACUGCAGGCUGAUCUUUGCCAAGCUCAGCUAGAUAGUGUUUUAGAACUUAACAUUAGUCACAACAACCUGGAAAUUGAUCUUUUAUCGCUGUUCGUCUUGUUUUUACCAAUGAAAAAUGUACAGUCUAUUGAUGCUAGUUAUAACAAAAUAACAAUUAACAACAUUGAUGUUGAAGCGAUUUGUCACUUCCCAUUCCACAAUCUCUUCUUUUUAAAUAUUAGUAACAAUCCCAUGAAUAGGUUGGAUACAGUAUGUCUCCCUUCAACCAUUAAGGUAAUUGAUUUGUCCUUCACAAAUAUAAGUCAAAUACCUAAAAAUUUUGCUAAAAAAUUGUUUAACCUGGAAAAAAUGUAUGUAGAAGGAAAUCAUUUCAUAUAUACUGUAAGUCCAGAAAAUGCUGAUGCAAAUCAAAAACCUAAACCUGGAACUGUACGAAUUAAUGCAAUUUCAUUAGUUAGAAAUGAAGCUGGUACACCCAUUGAAAGCCUUCCAGAGAAAGUAAAACACUUAAAAAUGUCUAACUGCUCUAUUGUAGAACUUCCAGAAUGGUUUGCUGGCAGGAUGACGAAAUUAAUGCUUUUAGAUCUCAGCAGUAAUCCUGUUUCCACAUUUCCUCACUUGCCUACCUCCAUGCAGCAUCUGGACAUAAGUAACAGUGAUAUUAAAGUAAUACCACCUAGUUUUAAGUUCCUUUCUAAUUUAACAAUAUUUAAUGUUCAGAAUAAUAAAAUCACAGAUAUGCCUCUUGAAUAUUUCCCAUUAACUUUAACAAAAUGUGAUAUUAGUAAAAAUAAAUUACAGGUGUUGUCAUUAACUGAAACCCUAAGGAAACUUGAAUAUCUUAAUGUUUCUGGAAAUCAAAUAACUACCCUGGAGCCAAGGAAGCAACUUUCUGCAAUCACUAACCUAGACGGCAGUCACAAUUUAAUUGCAGAACUCCCUGAUCACUUUGGGGAAAUUCUUCCAACACUGAAAUAUCUUAAUCUAUCAGGGAAUAAGAUUUCCUUUCUACAAAGUGGAUCUCUCCCAGUUUCUCUGAUUGAACUAGACAUUAGCAACAAUGCCAUUACUACAAUAGUAGAGGACGCUUUUGGCCAGCUCACAAGCCUGAGUGUUUUGACUGUUCCAGGUAAACACUUUUUUUGUAACUGUGAUUUGUACUGGUUUGUGAAUGUAUACAUCCAUAAUCCCUACUUGCAGAUAAUUGGAAGAGAAAAUCUCAGGUGCAGCUUUCCACCAGACAGAAGGGGCCUGCUGGUUGAGCACAGUAACUUAACGCUUCUGCAUUGCUCCCUGGGUGUUCAAAUGGCCAUUACAGCCUGUGUCGCUGUCCUCAUCGUCUUGGUGCUAACGGGCUUAUGCUGGCGUUUUGACGGCCUGUGGUAUGUGAGAAUGGGCUGGUACUGGUGUAUGGCAAAAAGAAAAGAGUAUGAGAGGAGACCAGAAAACAAGCUCUAUGAUGCCUUCAUUUCAUACAGCAACGAGGAUGCAGAUUGGACAAAAGAGAAUCUGCUGGAAAAACUGGAAGCUAAGGGGUUCAAGGUAUGUUACCAUGAGAGAGACUUUAUACCAGGGCAUCCUGUGCUUGGCAACAUUUUUUACUGUAUAGAAAACAGCCAUAAGGUCAUCUUUGUUCUGUCUCCCAGCUUUGUAAACAGUUGCUGGUGUCAGUAUGAACUGUAUUUUGCUGAACACCGGGUCCUGAAUGAAAAUCAAGAUUCCCUCAUUAUGAUUGUGUUGGAAGAACUUCCUUUCAACAGUGUGCCCCAGAAGUUCAGCAAGCUCAGGAAGCUGCUGAAAAGAAAAACCUACUUGAAGUGGAGCCCUGAGCAAGCCAAACAAAAAGUUUUCUGGCAUCAGCUAACAGCAGUCCUGAAAACAGCCAAUGAACCACUUGUUGUGAGAGCAGAAAAUGGAGCUGCUCACAAUACAUAUGAGAUGGAAUGAGAUUACAAGAAUUUCUAAGACUGUGCC